Bursaphelenchus xylophilus (pine wood nematode) is the source of this 697-nucleotide messenger RNA. The record is from the annotation of a GenBank genome assembly. Lineage: Eukaryota; Metazoa; Nematoda; Chromadorea; Rhabditida; Aphelenchoididae.
AUGCUGCUGGAUCCGACCCGGACUACAAGAAACCCCAACUUUUUGGUCUGCCAAUUAGUAUUAAAUCUUGUAUUGCGGUAAGUUUUAUCUAUCUUUCGAUUUUUUUCCUGGCGCAAUAUAAAAUUUCUUAUUUUAGGUCCAAGGGCACGAUUUGUUCUCCGGAUAUGCCGAUAAUUUGGAGAAACCGCAAGCCGAAGACUCCCUGCUCGUCCAGGAACUUUUCGAAUUCCCUCACCUUUUGUGGAAUUGCCUUGGUCAAGGUGAGUGGUAAUGGUGAAGUUCAGUUCUCGGAUUGCAGUCAGAAAACAACUUUUUUGGCCGAAUCUCUGCGCAUUUUUCGUGAAAAAAAUUGAGGCAGUUUUUGUUGCUGUAGAUAAAAGUUAUCAUAAUAAUAUUUAUUCCAUCGAUUUUUUAGCCCAGCCACCGCCGUUUCUCCAAGUUCAGCAGCCCGGGUUCAGUCCCCGGCCGAUCCCACACUUACGCCUCGAUUGGCCCCAUGGCCACAAAUAUCAAACAUUGCGUCAGAAUGCUUCAAGCUCUAUGGUGCAAUGACUGUUUCUACAAAUACGAUCCGUAUGUUCCACCAAUCAAUUUCAACAAAGGAAUGUAUUUAUCCAAAAACCCUCUGAAAAUUGGGUAUUAUGUGGAUGAUGGAUGGUUCAAAGCAACUCCGGCGGUGGAGAGAGCGGUCCUAUAA